UGGAAGCUCCGAGCUGUCACCGUCUAUGGGUAUCUUCUGUAACACGAGUGUUCCGGACAGAGUGAGGUCCACGUCUAACACCAUGUGGAUCAGAUCCCGGUCUGGCUCACUGUCAGGCACUGGCUUCUAUGCAACUUACUCAUCAGCAAUCAUUCCACAGAAGUUUCUCCUUGUCACUGAAACUUAUAACGGCAUCUAUCGCAUAGACAUCGACACGGGAAGUAAUUUUACAAUUUCGCCCGAUGGUCUACUCAACCCAUUUGGUAUUGACUACGAUCCAGUAGACGGUCGUGUCUAUUGGUCCAAUCAAAAGGACAAGACCAUUCGAUCCGCUAACCUUGAUGGCAGCGAUGCUCGGCUGGUUCGCAGCAUUAGUCAAGGAGGUAUUCUAUUUGGCCUUUCUGUGGACUCUGUGUCGAGGCUACUAUUCUACGCCGACGACGGCAACAAGGUCAUCGGAAGGAUAUCACUGGACAACAACAGUCAUCAUAUCGUCGUCGAUUCAGACAUUGAUCAUCCUGUAGACAUCGAGCUGGACAAACACAAUCGUGUGAUCUACUGGAGUGACGUCACCGGGAGUAAAAUAGAGAGGUGUAACUAUGACGGUUCGGACCGUGAGACACUAAUUUCAACAUCGUCUUAUCUAACAAGUCCAACUGGUCUUGCUUUGGACACAGUAGGGAGGAGAAUUUACUGGGCAGAUACAGGUACAGAGCUGAUAGGAUGGAUGGAUUUGGAUGACAGACGACCUGAAGUUUUUUUUUUAUCAGAGGGACUCAUGCCUUACGGGCCUGGAUAUCUACCAAAACGAGUUGUUUGUCACGGACUGGGGACCUAAACAUACCAAGUGUCAGUCAGAAACAACACACAUCUAUCGCAUUGGCAAGAACGGAACAAUAACGGCGACUGUACAAGUUAAUGGCAAAGUAAAGGAUGUUCGUGUCUAUGCCGAGGAGAGUAUACAUACAGAAGCAGAGUCUGUGAGCACUAACACCAAGUUCAUCAUUGCUGUCUGUGUUGUGGGCGCUGUCGUAGGAAUUGCUGUCAUCAUCGCACUCGUCUUUGCCUUCAAACGAAUCCGUCGGAGCAAUCCCGAAGAAUAUGCGGCUUUCAUGCAGAGACAGAACACACCGGAAAUCCCACUGGAGUCACUGGCAUCAACAUCAAAUGCUCUUCCAUCCAGUCCUUAUGAAGAAUUCCCCAGUUCUCAAUCCGGUGAUAGAGAUGGCAACUCUAAUAACGCAGGUGACACAAGCUUCAAUCAAAGUGUAAGAAAUGGGUCCGCUCUUUACCUGACACCGACUGGCCUUACAGGAGCGGACACAGCAUUGCCAGCGAUUUAGUAAAUCAUACAUGAACAGCAAGCUCUCAAUAAGACUGUUUUCUUUUACUUGACGACCAUAAAAUGUAUUAAUUGGUAUAAAAUGUAUUAAUUGGUAUAGUUAAGUCCUUAGGUGUGAUAAAGACUCUUGUGGCUCCAAUCAACAACAAAACAUUUACUAGAGACCGAACCGCAAUCGUUGUCAGCAUCGUAAGGGGAGGGCAGGACGAAAGUGAGGCUGACACCAUUGCAACGUAGGCCCUUGACUGGAACCCUCAUGGGAAGAGGAGAGUUGGGAGACUAAACUAGACUUGGUAAAGAACAGUAGAUAACGAGGUAAAGGACGUGGGAACCACAUGGACCCAACUGAAGGGGGCUGCCCUAUAGCGGGUCCGCUGGCGAGGUGUUGCUGCGGUCCUAUGCUCCUGAAAUGAGCAGCAAAGAAAUA
This is a messenger RNA of Pomacea canaliculata, 1769 nucleotides long. RefSeq lists its product as uncharacterized. The transcript has 10 exons. The coding region runs from base 738 to 1343 and encodes 201 amino acids. NCBI's taxonomy places the organism in Eukaryota, Metazoa, Mollusca, Gastropoda, Architaenioglossa, Ampullariidae. The record is from RefSeq and is a predicted model, not a curated record.